GGUGAAAUGUUUAUCGUGUUUUUUCCGUGUUCGUUGCUAUUACAGUACAAACAAUGUAACGUAAAUAUGCAGCAAGUCUUCCUGAACAAUUUUCUAUACGAGUACUAUGUAAAUUUUUCAGUAAAUGUUCGGAUUUUUAACUUUUUGUACAUGACACACCGCUGCGUCGAAAAUAUGAGGUUCGCUGUUCGGCUGUAUAUUUCUGUUUACGAGAGGGAGUUGUCCAAUAUGAAGUAUGUGAUAAAAACUACAAACACGCAGCUACAUUUUCACGUGCCAUUCACCUGCGAACAUUCAUUCAAAGCUAAAAAACAAAGCUCGAAUGUUAAGGUUUAUUUACCACUUCUUCAGUGUCAUAGAAUCGUGGCGUCCGACAUAUCAGGUAGGUCUCUCUCCGUGGUCCGCGCUUAGAACGUAAGACCGCGGUAUACCGCGUCGGUCUUCUUAGUAGAAAAUUUCCAUAAGCUUAUCGUUGUUCAUUGAGUUGGUUCGGAACUUGUUUUUUGUGAGUUUUACACCAUAAUCAACCGUAAACGAGGAAACAUGGAGAGCAAGGCUAAUUCUAGCACUGCUGCGAUCGAAACCGCUGAAAACCUAACCGUGCCAGCGAAAAAGGCAGGUAAAGCUAAGGCAAAAUCGCAACAUACGAAAGCGACGCAUCCGCCAACUUCCGAGAUGGUCCAUGCCGCUAUCAGAGAGCUGAAAGAUCGCAAAGGAUCAUCCGUGCAAGCUAUCAAGAAGUACAUCACUACGACGUACGAGGUGGACGGAGAGAAAUUUGCUCCGUUCAUUAAACGAUACUUGAAAUCCGCCGUGACAUCUGGAGCUGUAGUCCAGACUAAGGGUAAAGGGGCAUCCGGUUCUUUCAAACUUUCUAUGGGAAGAACUGACAGAUCGAAAUUGAAGAAGGGGUUGCGAUCGUUGAAGAAACUUGAAUCGCAGAAUGUGCCUUCGGUCGAGAAGAAGACCGUGGCCAAGAAAACUGUAAGCAAGAAGGUGGCAGCUUCACCUAAGAAAGCUGUUGCAGAAAAGAAGGCAGCACCAGUCAAGAAAGCUGCAGCAAAAACCACUGCUGCAAAAUCUAAGGCUGACGUUAAGACUGUGUCCAAGUCUAAGAAGACCACGAAAGCUCCUGCUGCGAAAACCAGAAUUCCCAAACCCAAGAAGGCUGCGGCUAAAUCAGCCAAAAAAUAAUUCCCUUUCCCAAUGAUGGCAUUUGAUCUUCAUAAAAAACGGUCCUUUUCAGGACCAUCAAAUAUUUAAUACGAGGAACUACUUUCGUUCUACACUUAGAACAAUUCUUUUAAUAAAUUACAGCAUUACUCCUACUGAAAUAAUUAUAUGCGUAUAUACCAUGCAACCAUUAUGGUUUGUUUUCAAAUAUAUGAAACCACAGAAAUAUUUUUAGGUACAUCAUCGGAUAUACGCAUAUUGAUGAACUAAUGAAAUAAAUAUAAAAUUAUCCUGUUAUGUUCCUAUAUUCCUCCUCCUCAUAUAUUUAAUGAAUUUUAACCUCUUAGAAGAUUUGAAACGAUUCACUGAAGCAAGCUUUCAAUUUAAGGUUAGGUUCGAACUGUCAGCGGGAAAACUUGUUUAUACACUCCGUCCGAAUGCAUAUCACGAAUAGUUUCGAAAAUAUUAGCGCUAUUUUUAGAUGAGCUUUAAAGAAAUGUAGUUUCGAAGAUUUUUAGAGAAAAUAGUAGUAGGUGAAUAGAAGGCACGCAUAGAAUACUGAUUUGAUAACGGGUUCGUACCGUUCAUGCGUCAACAACAUAUUUCCUUAUUUUCAAAUAUCUUUUAAACGUUUAAAAUAUAUUCUAAGAGAAAAAUUAUAUUUGUAAGAAGUUAACAAUAGGACAACGUAAUGAACAAUAAUGUGCCUUGCAAAAUCUAUGCCUGGGAAACAAAUUUCAUUUGCGUCUUGUGUUCGAGGCCCGUAACUAAAAUGGCGCAUCUUUUCUCUGAACUUCGUAGUCUGCAAUGCAUUUACCAAAGAAGGUUUAUAAAAAAUAUCUCCUGACUUAAACGUCAUAUUUUCCGUUAGCGACACAAAAUACUGGGAGGUAGAACUGAAUAGAGUACAAAUUGAAACUACUGUACGAAAACA
Molecule: messenger RNA, 2107 nt
Organism: Megachile rotundata (alfalfa leafcutting bee)
Lineage: Eukaryota; Metazoa; Arthropoda; Insecta; Hymenoptera; Megachilidae
Product: histone H1-like
Source: RefSeq, a predicted model, not a curated record